AUGUUUUUAACCUGUUUUAGUCGGAUAGAUCCGGAUGGAUUGGGUUUCAGAUCAGAUACUAGAAUUGAUUGGCUCGUUCUUGGAAAUAGGUAGGUAAUUGCUAGUUGAGUUAUGCAAAAUAUCAUUAAAUUGUUUUGGACUAAAUUUUCUUUAAUCAAUUUUUUAAAUUAAAAUAAAUGAUAAAAGUAUAUUUUACGUUGAAUGUAUUUUUGGAAGAAUUUUCAGUUUGAAGACUAUCUCAGCUGCGGAAAAUGAACUAAAAAAAAAGUCCGCAGAAGUUCCUCCAGUUGCGGAGACAACUCUUUCUCCAUAUUAUCAUCAUCAUCACGCCAAAGAGAAGAGUUGACUGCCAAAUUCUGGUGCAAGCUUUUCUUCUUCUUCUUCUUCUUCUUCCCUCAUCCCCUGGAUUUCAAAGCCUCAGUCUCAGGUUCUUUCUUCUCACAUUUAGUUGUUACAUCUUGUUGAGUGUACUAAUGUUCCAGUUUGUAUCUUCAAGUUUCUGUUACUCUUUGUUAUCAGAAGAUUUGAAGUAUUGAAUUUUUCUGUAGAAGUGGACAAUGAAGUGUGCAAUCAAAUCUGAUUCAGGGAGCACAUCCACUGCUUCCCUUUCAACGACUCUUACAGUAGAGAAAGAUGAGUCUGAGAUAAUGAACCCGAAGAUAUUGUGUGCAGUAAGAGCAGGUGACAAAGAAUCCCUUGUCAAAAGGAUAAAAGAUGACGCAAAGACCAUUCAACGACUCGUAGAUAAUCAUGGAAACUCACUACUUCAUAUCGCUGCUGCCUCGGGUCAUGGAAAUAUAGUUGAUUAUAUAGUCUCUAAAUUUCCCAAUCUUGUUAGAAAGGGAAAUCUGAUGGAUGAAACUGCUCUUCACGCUGCAGCUAGAGCAGGCUGUCUCACUAUUGUUGAGUUUCUUGUUAGAUUCGUAACAGAGUCUUUGAUGUGUGAUAUGUUAAUUUCUGCUAAAAGCAACAACGGAGACACCGCUCUACACAUUGCGUUGAAAGAAAAACAUGAAGAUGUUGCUUUCUACCUUUUAAGUGUGAGGCAUGAUGUAUCAUUUGAUGCGAACAAUGAUGGAGUUUCGCCGUUAUAUUUGGCUGUAGAAGCUGGAUAUUGCGAGCUCGUGACAAAAAUGCUAGAGUCUUUAUCUUGCCCAUCUAAAUUAGCUUUGAUGUAUGGUGCAAAAUCUCUUGUACAUGCAGCAAUGAGGGCCAAGAGAAGAGAUAUCCUUGGUAUUGUUCUUCGUCAAAAUCCAAGACUUAUUGAAUUACGCAACGAAGAAGGAAGAACAUGUCUUUCAUUUGGAGCAUCAAUAGGAUUUUAUGAGGGGAUUAGCUACAUACUAUCAGACUUUGAUAAAGCAGCUUCAAAUUUAUGUUAUGUUGCUGAUGAUGAUGGUUUCUUUCCAAUUCAUAUGGCAGCGAGAGAAGGACAUGUCAGAAUCAUAAAAGAGUUUUUUAAACGUUGUCCUGACUCAGUAGAGCUACUUAACAGCCAAUGUCAGAAUAUUCUUCAUGUUGCUGCCAAAACUGGCAGGUCCAAAGUUGUCAAGUAUCUUCUAAAACUUGAUGAAGAGAGAAGAAUGAUGAAUGAACAAGAUUUGGACGGAAAUACUCCAUUACAUCUAGCCACAAAACAUAGGAACUCGAUGGUUGUGAAUAUACUUACCUGGAAUGAGAACGUUAAGCUCGCAACAAUGAACAAUGAUGGCUUUACAGCUCUAGAUAUCGCUGAGACGUUAAAGGACAAUGCCUACAUACUUCGAAAGAGAUUGACUUGGAUGGCUUUGGUAUCCGCUGGUGCUCCAAAUGGUCUGAAACAGAUUCCUUUGGACAGGGUUUCACCUAGUCUCAUAGACAAUCCGAAAAUAUACAAAGAUAGUUUCCACACUCUUAUGGUGACUGCAACACUUGUGGCAACUGUGACAUUCACUGCAGGUUUCACAUUACCUGGUGGUUACAUCAGCUCCGCUCCAGAUUUAGGCAUGGCAGCAUUGAUCGAUAAAAUGAAUUUCAAACUUUUUAUCUUGUUUAACAGCAUUUCAAUGUGCAGCUCUGUGGUAACUAUAAUGGCUCUUAUCUGGGCACAACUAGGUGAUGCUAUUCUGACAAAGAAAGCUUUUAAACUAGCUUUACCGCUUCUUGUAACCGCUCUUCAAUCUAUGGCAAUGGCAUUUGUGGCUGGAGUUACUCUUGUCGUAAGCGAUCUCCCAUGGCUUUCGCAUCUGGUAUUAGCCAUAGAUACAAUCUUCUUUUUGUUCCUGAUGCUACUUAUCAUUCCUUACGCUUUCUCCUCUACCAGACAAGGCUUUCUCCGACACAUCUUCUACUUUCCUUACUUUUUAAUGCUUUUGGCCGUUGGUGAUGAGAGCAACAACAUCGAUUGCUAAAAGGGUCCUCUGUUUUUAACACUCUCCGUGUAAUGGAAACUCUCUCAAAUAAAACAGGAGAUGUGUUGGAGCUUUAGAGUUUGGUAUAAAGAGCAGACACAUCCACUUGACAGUUGUAACGUUAAGAUUUUGUUUGGUGUAUUGUAUCGCCGUUUACUAUAUUUAAAUGAGGGCACAUGAGUUUAUUUUGAUUAUGUUAGUUGUAAGAUUAGGAGACAAUAUAUUACAAUUACUAAGGGAAAAUUAACAUCAGAUGGAGUUGUCAGUAUAUGGGUUUCAUAUAUCAAUUUUUAAUUGGCUGCGAAUUGAGCUUGUUU
This is a messenger RNA of Brassica napus (rape), 2707 nucleotides long. RefSeq names its product protein ACCELERATED CELL DEATH 6-like. NCBI's taxonomy places the organism in Eukaryota, Viridiplantae, Streptophyta, Magnoliopsida, Brassicales, Brassicaceae. The transcript is spliced from 3 exons. Gene Ontology annotation, cellular component: plasma membrane. The record is from RefSeq and is a predicted model, not a curated record. The coding region runs from base 558 to 2390 and encodes 610 amino acids. Gene Ontology annotation, molecular function: protein phosphatase 1 binding; protein phosphatase regulator activity.